Molecule: messenger RNA, 1412 nt
Organism: Bufo gargarizans (Asiatic toad)
Lineage: Eukaryota; Metazoa; Chordata; Amphibia; Anura; Bufonidae
Gene: GET3
Product: guided entry of tail-anchored proteins factor 3, ATPase
Exons: 7
Coding region: 22-1050 (342 amino acids)
Biological process (GO): post-translational protein targeting to endoplasmic reticulum membrane
Cellular component (GO): GET complex
Molecular function (GO): ATP hydrolysis activity; ATP binding
Source: RefSeq, a predicted model, not a curated record
GUCACGUGAUUCGACAGAAAGAUGGCUGCGCCGGUGGAUGAUGAGUUUGAAGACGCUCCAGAUGUGGAGCCGCUAGAACCUACGCUGCUGAACGUUAUUGAACAGCGCUCCCUCAGAUGGAUCUUUGUAGGAGGGAAGGGCGGGGUGGGCAAGACCACUUGCAGUUGCAGCCUGGCCGUCCAGCUAUCUCGGAUUCGGGAGAGUGUGCUGAUCAUAUCUACAGACCCCGCUCAUAACAUCUCAGACGCCUUCGACCAGAAGUUCUCAAAGGUCCCCACCAAAGUGCGCGGCUAUGAUAAUCUGUUUGCCAUGGAGAUAGACCCCAGCCUGGGGGUGGCUGAGCUUCCUGACGAGAUCUUUGAGGAGGACAAUAUGCUGAGUAUGGGGAAGAAGAUGAUGCAGGAAGCCAUGAGCGCCUUUCCUGGGAUAGAUGAAGCCAUGAGCUACGCGGAGGUGAUGAGACUGGUGAAAGGGAUGAAUUUCUCAGUGGUGGUCUUUGAUACGGCCCCCACUGGGCACACACUACGGCUUCUCAAUUUUCCGACCAUUGUGGAACGUGGCCUUGGAAGACUGAUGCAGAUCAAGAAUCAGAUCAGCCCAUUUAUAUCUCAGAUGUGUAAUAUGUUAGGUCUUGGGGACAUGAAUGCUGACCAGCUGGCCUCUAAGCUAGAAGAGACUCUCCCCGUCAUCCGGUCCGUCAGUGAGCAGUUCAAGGAUCCGGAGCAGACCACCUUUAUUUGUGUGUGUAUUGCUGAGUUCCUGUCACUGUAUGAGACUGAGAGGCUGAUCCAGGAGUUGGCUAAGUGUAAAAUAGACACACACAAUAUUAUCGUUAACCAGUUGGUAUUUCCUGAACCCGAGAAACCGUGCCGUAUGUGCGAGGCCAGGCACAAGAUUCAGUCCAAAUACCUGGACCAGAUGGAGGAUCUGUAUGAAGAUUUCCAUAUUGUGAAACUUCCCCUUCUUCCUCAUGAGGUCCGGGGUGCAGAAAAUGUCAACACCUUCUCUAACCUUCUCCUCGAACCGUACAAGCCUCCCAGCGGGAAAUAAGAUGUCGAGGGGGCUGGGUGACAACCUUUGAUAAAUACUGCAGAGACACAUUACACCCCUCUGACUGACAGAUUCGGAUCCAUCCCUCCCAGAACCGCCUGCCAUCUUCCCACCCAUCACGUCCCUAUAUAAUUUUGGGAGGGGUCUAUUUAUUUUCAGGUUUUGGGGACCCAUCCACUUUGCCCUCUCUCUGUCUCUGUUUUGUCUCUGUCUCUUCAUCUCAUAAGAAUUCUACACCAUGAAAACCACCUGGACUGUAGUCACUAACCGGCCAUCAGCCGUACACCCGUCACCUUCCUGAAUGUCACACUGUGUAGAGCUCCGGGGCAGGAUGAGUAUUAAACUCUGUUUAUACGAAACUA